Molecule: messenger RNA, 680 nt
Organism: Cylicocyclus nassatus
Lineage: Eukaryota; Metazoa; Nematoda; Chromadorea; Rhabditida; Strongylidae
Source: the annotation of a GenBank genome assembly
UUUCAGAUUAUUCACUAUGGUUUGCCGAACACUUAUCGCUUUGUUAAUUUUGAUUGCGCUUUCAGAAGCAGCACGGCGAUGUUAUUCCGGUUCGAAAGAGAAUUACCAAUCACGGUUAUGUGAUACAGGCGUCAAUACCAAAUACGUAUGCCAAAAAUUUGCGUGUGAAGGAGGAAAAUCUCCAUUUGUUUUACGGACGUGCGCCAACAAGAAUGUGGGCUGCUUAGCUGGUCCAGCCAUAUGCAAAUUCAGCGGUGGCUCAGGCUCAUGUGCAAGAUGUGAUACCGACAACUGCAACCUUUGAUUAUGUCUAAUUUUUAUGUUAUUUUGUUUUUGGUUUUUUCUUCUGCUCCCCGCAUGAUUAUUGGUUUUUCUUUCCUUUUUAAGCAUUGUAUAAAAUAAUUAUUCUAUUCAUGCAUGUAGCACAUCUCCCGCAGAACCUACUUUCUGCAGGCAAUCAUUGUAAGGCUUCGUGAUCAUCAUCACUGAUUUCCCAUUUCCCACAUUUCUCUCCGUCUUUUCCGCUAACUAGCAAUUUGCACUUCUGAGUUUCUUUUCCAUUUUGCAUGACGGUCUUAAUUUUGUAAGUUUAUGAAAUCACGUAAAAAAGCGGUGCUGCACACUUUUCCAAAGUUGAACUAGGUGAGUUGAAUUAGAAGGAUUGAAGAUAGUCAAAGAAG